Papilio xuthus (Asian swallowtail) is the source of this 1330-nucleotide messenger RNA. It is a transcript of the gene Rab9, whose product is annotated as RAS oncogene family member Rab9. Bases 272 to 958 code for a protein of 228 amino acids. Gene Ontology annotation, biological process: retrograde transport, endosome to Golgi. Gene Ontology annotation, cellular component: late endosome; lysosome; phagocytic vesicle. The transcript has 4 exons. The record is from RefSeq and is a predicted model, not a curated record. Gene Ontology annotation, molecular function: GTP binding; GTPase activity. NCBI's taxonomy places the organism in Eukaryota, Metazoa, Arthropoda, Insecta, Lepidoptera, Papilionidae.
UGUCAGCUGCUGUGUGACAAAUAUGUAUUGCACGUACUGUUUGUUUUAUUUUAUUUUGUAAUAAAAUUCCCUGGUGACGUAUUUAUUUGUAAAGUAUCCUGAAGUGUUAUAAAAAGUGCGUUAAUGUAAUAAUCUUUCAAAAGAUAUAUGAAGUGCAAUUGUGGACUCAUCUUUUCAUAGUUGACUCAUUAAUUAAAGAAAUAUUAUUCGUUCUCAAGGCCGUAUCAAUAAUCGUAUUAUUAGUGAAGUAUUAUGAGAAAUACUGAACAUAAUGGUAGAGGAUAAUGAGCGUGAAUAUGGACGGAGCGUUAAUAAGAAUGUUCUAUUGAAAAUUGUGAUUUUGGGCGAUGGUGGGGUCGGAAAAUCAUGUUUAAUGAGCAGAUUCAUUUCAAAUCACUUUGACGAUCAUAAUUUUCACACAAUUGGUGUAGAAUUUAUGAAUAAGACAACAGAAGUCAAUGGCACACAAUACACAUUACAGAUAUGGGAUACGGCAGGUCAGGAGAGGUUCAAGUCGCUCCGCACGCCGUUCUACCGUGGCACGGACAUCUGCAUCCUGGCCUACGCGGUGGACGACCGCAGCUCCUUCCAAAACAUCAAGAUGUGGCUCAAUGAGUUCUUGCAUUACGCUGGCGUUAAGAACGGAAUCGAGAAGUUUCCAUUCAUCGUUGUGGGGAACAAGUCAGAUGUAUCAUCAAAAGACAGGGAAGUGACAUAUGAUCAGCUGCGGCAGUGGUGCGAAGACAAUAAAAUAGGAACAUACAUAGAAACCUCCGCUAAAACUGCAAACAAUGUGGUUGAAGCGUUUUCCAUGGCUGUGCAAAGAUGGGCAGAUCUAGAACAGAAAGCGGAGAAGGAACUGAGAAUGCUACAUCAUCCUGACACGGUGACAUUACAGGGUGGUAACACUAUGUCAGGUCUGCGUGCGACUUGCUGCUCACGUUUUAGCAACGUAUGAUAUGAGAACCUGCGGGUCUACACAAAGUACAUUGGGUCCCGAGCAAUUUCAUAAUGAACUUCAAAUAUCUAUAGAACUGACUACAACUUUCCAUAAGUCACGUGAUUGCAUGUCAGUUUCAAGCAAUUUUGAAAUUCGCUAUAAAAUCGCUUCAAAACGAAUGUACUUUAUCUAGCACUUUGAUGCUCGACAAUCAUGUUACUUAUCCAAAUGUAUUGUCAGUUCUAUACAAUUUUGAAGUUCUUUAUGGAAUCGCUUCGAAGCGAAUGUACUUUGUUUAGCUUUGACAUGGAAUUCUUUACAAUUUGACAUACUUGAAUACCAGUAUUGGUUUUAAAUUAUAAAAUGCAUCAUAAGUUUUUUUUAAUAAUA